AUGUGGCAUUCGGAAGAUUCUCCAUUCCACAACUUUCGAAUAAUCCAACGAGCACGUCUUUUGUUGGACGUGAAACAUACACCAAUUUCCAUCAAACUCGACGCAACGUCUUCCAACUGCAGCUUUCUUUCGCCGCCAUAUUUCCAGCCAUGUCUUUUUUACCCACUUUCUUCAUUUUCAUCUUUCUUUUUUCUUUUUACUUUCUUUUUUUCUUUUUUCUUGUUUUCUUCUUUUUUCUUUCUUUCUUUUUACAUCUUUCUUUUGUUCAUUUUUCUUUCUUUCUUUCUUUCUUUUUCCCUCAUUCUUUCUUUCUUUUUUCCUUCUUUCCUUCAUCCCUUCUUUCUUUCUUUUUCCUUUCUCUCUUUCUUUCUUUUCUUUCUUUCGUGUUUCCUUCUUUCUUUCUUUCUUUUUCGUUCUUUCUUUCUUUUGUUCUUUUGUUCUUUUUCUUUCUUUCUAUAUUUUUCCUUCCUUCUUUCUUUCUUUCUUUUUUCUUCCUUUCUUUUUUCCUUCUUUCUUUCUUUCUUUCUUUCUUUCUUUCUCCUUCUUUCUUUUGUUCUUUUUUCUUUCUUUUUUCCUUCUUUCUUUCUUUCUUUCUUUCUUUCUUUCUUUCUUUCUUUCUUUCUUUCUUUCUUUCUGCCUUAG
Molecule: messenger RNA, 642 nt
Organism: Acanthosepion pharaonis
Lineage: Eukaryota; Metazoa; Mollusca; Cephalopoda; Sepiida; Sepiidae
Source: the annotation of a GenBank genome assembly